ACCUUAUUAAAUGCACUGCCGUAAUUCCAGUGUGGCCAGCUAGUAAGCCAGCUAAACGUCUUUUUCCCAAGCGUGUGGUCUCAUUUUGCCCUAGCAAGCUAACUAGCUGCAAGGUCAAUUUGCAAGCGCUAGCUAGCACUCAUACUAACCGUGGUGCGUGAAUAUUUAGCUAGGUUUAGCCGCUGGUUAGCUGGCUAGCCGGACCGCUAUCUUCAGCUGUUUGUUGAUGUUACUGCGUUUGCUCCGGUUUAUUUUUCGUCUUUACUUUUGGUUGUGCAGUGCUAUCUAUUAGGUCGUUUCUAUUGUUAUUAUUUCUCAAUGUAGCUCAUUUCCAAGCAGCAAGCAAAUGUUACGCGUGUGCGUAAAUAGCGUUGCUUAGCAUUAGCUCUCUGUGUUGUCUAACCUAGUCUUCCCCCGAAAAGGAGAUUGACAGGGCAUUCACAAAAUGCUGUUUUUAUUGUCUGCUUGCUAGGUCAUUAACAAUCGCAAUGCAGGAAGGUAUUCGUGUUACUGCUGGCCAGCAGUUAUCUGAUGAUGGGACGUUGGAGGUAGUUGGAGCCUGGUGACAUGCAUGUCUGUCUGGCUGUUAUUUUACCGGAUGUUUAACCAUUAUAAUAGAGAAAGUUUUGGGGGGGGUGUGUGUGUGCGCGCGCGCGUGCGUGCGUGUUGCACUGUAUAGGCAUAAUUCGUUGUGUUACUGUAGUUCAUUUGCCGGCUAAAAAUUAACUAGUGAUAGGUGGAAACUUAUGUACUUUGCGUUUUGUUAGGUUUUAAAGUAGCUAACAGUUUCUCUUGUGUUGACCUGGACAGGUGCACCUUCGUCUCUCUGUUUGCAGGUCAGGCGACAGGCAGAAGCAGUCGUGAUACCACUUUGAUGUCUUUCUUUGUGAGAGGCUAGCAGUGUAACAGGAUGCCUCAUGGGAAUGACUCCUGCAUGAAGGGACAUGAAACGGCCAGUUAUAUCUCCUGCUUGAUUCACCUGUGGGAGGAGUGGGUUGGACUGGGAAGUUUGGAAGAUUACUUCAGCUACCUUGAUUACUUGGUUUGGGUUUUCACCCCCUUAGCUGUUGUCUUCAUCCUGCCCUUCGUUAUUGUCCUGUUCCUGUACCUUUCCAUCCUAUUCCUCCAUGUCUACAAGCGCAAGAAUGAACUCAAAGAGGCAUAUUCCAACAACUUGUGGGACUGUGCAAGAAAAACACUGGCCACUCUGUGGGAUGGACAUGCGACUAUAUGGCAUGGUUAUGAAAUACAUGGUUUGGAGAAGAUACCGGACAAAGGCCCGGCCCUUAUUGUUUAUUAUCACGGAGCUAUUCCAAUAGACUAUUAUUACUUUCUGGCCAAUGUCAUCAUUCAGAAGGGGAGAACCUGCCACUCUGUUGCCGACCACAUACUCUUCAAGAUUCCUGGGUUCAAGCUGCUGCUGGAGGUGUUCAGCGUGAUGCACGGGCCCCAGGAGGAGUGUGUGAAGGCCCUGCAGAACGGCCACCUCCUGGGCAUCUCUCCGGGAGGGGUACGGGAGGCCCUGUUUAGCGAUGAGACUUACCCUCUUCUGUGGGGCAAGCGCAAGGGAUUUGCUCAAGUGGCUAUCGAUUCCAAAGUGCCCAUAAUUCCUAUGUUUACACAAAAUGUCAGAGAAGGAUUUCGUUCUCUUGGAACUCUAAGUUUUUUCAAAUGGGUGUAUGAAAGAUUUCGAUUGCCAAUUGCACCAGUAUAUGGAGGUUUUCCUGUGAAGUUUCGCACAUACUUGGGUGAUCCAAUUCCAUAUGAUCCUAAUGUAACUGCAACUGAGUUAGCAGAAAAGGCACAGCAAGCAGUGCAGUCUCUUAUUGACAGACACCAAAAAAUACCUGGAAAUGUUCUUCGGGCCCUUUUAGAAAGAUUUCCCAGAAGACGCAAAGAAGAAUAAAUAUGUUUUCCCUUCCUGUUUUAUGGUGAAGGCUCAUACGGCUUACUUUACUGUGUUAUGUGGGUAAAGUGAUGGUAUUAUGAGAAGCAGAGUAUUAUCAGAACAGUUUUUUUUUGUUGUUUUUGUUGUUCUCCAGAUCAAAGCUAACGUCCAGUGGGUCUUUAUAUCGUGUGUACACUUUCAAAAAAGUUUUAAAUUUGGGUGACUGGACCCAGCAAUGCAUUUGCUGAAAAAUUUUGUAUCAUUUGUAGUGGAGUGAUGUCAAUUAAGUACUUGUGGAUAUAUACAUAUUUAUGUGGAUAUAUACAUAUUUAUAUAUAUAUUUGACUGUCUAUGCUUUCUAAAUAAUGUUAAUGCUAACAAAGAACCUCUACUCAUACAGUCAGAUUUGUUCAAAAGGAGGCCAUGUUAAGGUUGGCCCACAGGAGCUGUGUGUGUCUGUCACACAGGCUAUAUUUCAUAUUUGGUGCGCUAGCCUAGCGUUGUAUACAGGUAUGCCCCCUGGACAGGUUGGCUCUUCAGAGUGCUUCUGCUUGACUCACUGAUUAAAUCCAUUGUCCGGUGGUUUGGGUAGACAUUAUCCAGAGGCUACUGAACCUGUUCAGAACAAAACUGCCAAAGUUUUUUAGUUUGUCAUUACAUCAGAUAUCUACUGCCGUGUAAUUGCAUCAAAAUUUCUGUGUUCAAAUUGGUGUGUAUUGCAAAUGGUAAAUGAAAAAGGAAAAACCCCAGCAGACCCACCAACACAGUAGACUGAAGAGUGCAUACCAUUCACACUUUGAGACAUUACAUGUUUUUUAUGCAAGUCAGUUUCCAACGUCUUCAGAUUUCCACUGCCAGGAUUUUGGGGGAAAUUUAAUACCUUUCCAACUGUGCUGGCAGAAUGUCCACUGGAGUCUUUUUUUUAGCAGAUAUAGCCUUUUUUUAAAGGUGAUUAAAAAAAAAUAGUGAAUCUCGAUUUGCUGGGUCCGAUUCAAUAUGUGACGUGUUGAUCUAGAUAUGGUAAGAAGAAAUGUAAUCUCUACAUACCAUUAGGAUUUGUCUUGUAUUCUGGCACCCUCACGACCACUGGGUCUUAACCAUGGUGCUGUGCCUUUCUACGCUGUUCAGAUCAGUCUCAAAAUAGUUUUGUACUGCACACUGCAUCUUCAGUAAGCCUUGUAAGAGUUGGUGUAAUAUGUCCAUAUUACCAUGUUGUGUAAUAGAAUAUGGGUUUUGCAGUGAAAACCUGUCUGUGACAGUGUCUCUGUAGGAAUGCCUUGUCUUUUCAAUAACCCCAUUCAUCUUUCGGACACUUUGUGUUCUCUGUUGUGCACAAACAAAACAGAGCUGGGAAUCAUUUGAGUGUCUUGGAGUCUCACAGGUCAGUAUACUGCUGUAUGAUUACAGAGUAUAACAAAUUGUAUUUGAAAUAUCAUGAAAUUCUGUAGUUGAUCAAAUGUAAAAAAGAGCUAUUUUCACUUUGAUUCUUGCACUUGUCUAUAUUUUAUUGAAAAACUGUGUGUAUAAAAUAUUACAUUUUAGUGUAAAUGUUUCUUUCCAUCAUCGCCUCGUGCAGUAUGUUUUUUAAUGAAUGAUUUGAAAAAAAAUUCAGGUUGAAACAAAGAAAUACAUAGAAUUUUUUUUUUUAAAGAAACAAACUUCCAAAAUGACUUAUGUUCCUUCUUUUUUAAUUAGCCAGAUACAUAUUUUCAAGUUGUAGGGGUCUUCAGAUGUUGUUUAAUGAUACCCAUCCUGCACACAUCCUGUCUGAGUCACACUAAACUUUAAUAUAUAAUACUUAAAAUGUAAAAACGGUGGAAAAUGAAGAAUUUCGUAUUCAUCAGAGAUGCUAUGCUUAUAAAUAUGCUCUUUAAAAUGGGUUCAUUGGCAAAAUAAUUAGUAAAACCUUAAAAAUGUCUGUACAGAAAAUAAAUGUAUUUCUGAUUUCCUUGUAUGCAUGCAAUUUUUUGAAUGCAUAUACACUUACCGGCCACUUCAUUAGGUACUUGCUAGUAUUGGGUGUGGUCUUCCGCUGCUGUAGCCCAUCUGCUUCAAGGUUCGGCGUGUUGUGCAUUCAGAGAUGCUCUUCUGCAUACCUUGGUUGUAACAAGUGGUUAUUUGAGUUACUGUUGCCUUUCUAUCAGCUCUAACCAGUCUGGCCAUUCUCUUCUGACCUCUGCCAUCAACAAGGCAUUUUCGCCCAGAGAACUGCCGCUCACUGGAUAUUUUUUCUUUUUCGGACCUCUGUAAACCCUAGAGAUGGUUGUGCGUGAAAAUCCCGGCAGUUUCUGAAAUACUCAAACCAGCCCGUCUGGCACCAACAGCCAUGCCACGUUCAAAGUCACUUAAAUCACCCUUCUUCCCCAUUCUGGUGCUUGGUUUGAACUUCAGCAGAUCGUCAUGUAUACAUGCCUAAAUUCAUUGAGUUGCUGCCACGUGAUUUGUUGAUUUAGAUAUUUGCAUUAACGAGCAUUUGAACAGGUGUACCUAAUGAAGUGGCCGGUGAGUGUAUAUGGAAGCUGAUUAUAUAAAAGCAGUGAAUUUCAAAUACUGUUAUAUUUUAUGAAGGUGUACAAGUCCAUGACAGUGUGUAUGUACUGUAUGAUAAAUGUGUGUGAAAUGCUUACUUUUGUUGUACUUGAAAUGCAUCCCUCAUUAAUGCCUCUUAUACGGGUUAAUCAGUCACAAUUAAAAAUCAAAUUUUAUUUGCACUGAAACAAUGAAUAAAUGUGUACACACACACAUUAAAUGUUAAAUACUAGGCAGCAUGAAGAAAGGAUAGUGGCUAUUUGUCCAGCUAUGGAGAGCCUUGAUCACAGGAGAUUGUGGCAUUUCCCCAAAGUUUUCUCAGGAGACAUAAGUCCUUAUAACCAGGAAGCUAUACUUGCCCCCGUAGAUGUGAUGUAAAUGCUUUAAACUGGUUGAUAAACGUGUGUGUAAUUAAUUCUUCAUACAGUGUUUUAUUUGAACGCAUAAUGUAUAAUUGCCCACCAAAAUACUGUUCCUGGAGAUCUACCCGUAGGUUUUCAUUGCAACCCUAAUUUGCAGGUCAACAAGAUUUCUUGCUGUUGAAGGAGGUGUUCUUUGUUAGGGAUGCAGUGAAAACCUACUGCAUGGUAGAUCUCCAGGGACAGAGUUGGGCAGCCCUGGUCUGCUCCAUGGCCUAUAAAAUCUAUAGAGAUGAUGUGGCCAAAGCAUUGACACUGGAUCACUUUUUAGUUUUUGCACAGACAUGUCAAGGUUGCUGAUUCUGAUUCAGUGCAUGGGGGCACCGUAUAUCAAGAGCUGGGGUGUCCAAUCUUGUGUGAAAAAAUGCUGAUGUGGGUGCAUGUUUUGUUUUAGUCCAGCACUAUGACACCUAAUUCAUCUCUUUAUCUAAGCAUGGUCUUCAGUCAAGACCUUGAUAAACACUGAAACGGAAACCUGUACCCACAUCGGCCCUUUUCGGAUAAGAUUGUACACCCCUGCUUUAGCGUGUGCCUUUGCAGAGAGCCUUAAGGCUCAUCUAGCACCCCCUGCUGUGUAUCCCAUAUAGAAGGAUCAGUCUUGUUUUUAACAUGCUUUGUGUUCCUUUUAUUAUUGAGCUGCAUGUACAUUAUUUAAUUCCUACAUUUGCAUGUCAAGCAAAUAAUUACUCGCUAUUUUAAAUGCCUUCCUAUGCCAUAAGUACUGCUAUCAAAGAUGGCAUGACAAAGCUGUGGCUAACUUUAUAGAUUCUGUUGAAUGGAUCAUUCCCUGUUUAAUUGAUAUGUGCUCUUCAUGCUAAAUAAAAUUACCUGUGUUUCUCA
Messenger RNA from Anguilla rostrata (American eel), 5676 nucleotides. Its product is annotated as DGAT1/2-independent enzyme synthesizing storage lipids-like. Lineage: Eukaryota; Metazoa; Chordata; Actinopteri; Anguilliformes; Anguillidae. Gene Ontology annotation, molecular function: acyltransferase activity. The transcript has 7 exons. The record is from RefSeq and is a predicted model, not a curated record. The coding region runs from base 911 to 1906 and encodes 331 amino acids.